AGAACUUGACCUAUAUCGGUUACCAGAAUUUGCCCUAGAGCGUUGUACAGGUAACACUCUUGUUAGAUCAUCAUCAUCAGUGUCGCUGUUACUACUACUGCUCAUGGUUUUGAAUAAACUUCGAGUACCAGGACUGCUACUACUGCUCAUGAUUUUUUUCUUUAUCUUGUGAGUGAUGUUCUUCGUCGUAACUCGUAAGCUAAUUAAAUAACAACUCUAAACCCUAGAAUAUAGCAAAAUUAAAAACCGCUAAGAUAUAGGAUUUGUAAAUAUUUCGAAUCCUAACAGUUAAAGGAUAACUUCUAUUUCUUUGACAUAGGUAACAUGUCAACCUAGUUAUUUUAAAACAGUGUAAUCUGUUAUAGAUUAUUUUCCAAAUUAUAAAAAAAAAUUAAGUAAAUUAAACUAAUAAAUUUUUUUUGACCCUAAUAAUUUAAGGACAAUAGUGGAAUCUGUUAUAUAUUCUAUCAGUUUCGAUUUUUCUUAGAUUUUUGUAUUUUAAAAAUACACAUGAUAUCUAAAAUACUUUUUACAAUACUAUAAUUUGAAAAGAAUAAAUAAUAUAUGUAGUAGUUAUCUAUUUAAUAUGACUAAAACAGGUAAAUAAACAAAAAAAAAUUUUGAAAACAAAAUAUGUGUAAAACAAAUAAAAUUUUAAAAAUAUUUAUUUUUAUGGAAUGGUGAGAGUAUUAUGUAAAAAAAUACAAUUUUUAAUACGAGAUAUUUUUUUUGUUGAAAACAUACAGUUUUUCUUUUGUAGAUGAAUAUGGCGAAUACUUAGACAAAGAUAUUGCCAGGAGGACAGAGUAAUAACAAUGUCGGAAGCAUCUCUUCUUGCUUCUCCUUUUCUCCACUCAAACAGUGGGAUCCAUUCAGAUUCUUUCUACGCCUCGCUUAUCGGCAGCUCCACUCACAAACCUCAGCUUAGGCAAAUCCACGCACGUUUAUUUGUAUUGGGUUUGCAGCUCAGCAGUUUCUUGAUCACCAAGCUCAUUCACGCAAGCUCUUCCUUUGGUGACAUAUGCUUCGCACGCAAGGUGUUCGACGAUUUGCCUCGCCCUCAGAUAUUCCCUUGGAAUGCUAUUAUAACGGGUUAUUCAAGAAACAAUCUCUUCCAAGAUGCGCUUCUCAUGUAUUCAAAGAUGCAACUCGCUCGCGUCUCUCCUGAUUCUUUCACUUUCCCACACCUUCUCAAAGCUUGCAGCGGUUUGCCUAACCUUCAGAUGGGUCGGCUCGUGCAUGCUCAGGUGCUCAGGCUCGGUUUCGAAGCUGAUGGGUUUGUUCAGAACGGUCUCAUCGCCUUGUACGCGAAGUGCAGGCGUAUGGGGAGUGCGAGAACCGUGUUUGAAGGACUGCCAGUGUCUAAGAGAACAGUAGUCUCGUGGACGGCUAUUGUUUCGGCUUAUGCUCAGAACGGUGAGCCUCUGGAGGCGUUAGAGAUUUUCAGUCAGAUGAGGAAGAUGGACGUGGAGCUUGAUUGUGUAGCUCUCGUCAGCGUUCUCAAUGCUUUCACGUGCCUGCAGGAUUUGGAGCAAGGGAGAGCUGUUCAUGGUUCUGUUGUGAAGAUGGGUCUUGAAACAGAGCCUGACUUGCUCAUCUCUCUCAACACCAUGUACGCAAAGUGUGGCCAAGUCGAAACCGCCAAGAUUCUGUUUGGUAAGAUGAAGUCACCGAACUUGAUUUUGUGGAACGCCAUGAUCUCUGGGUAUGCGAAGAACGGUUAUGCCAAAGACGCUAUUGAUGCGUUUCAUGAGAUGAUCAAUAAAGGUGUAAGACCUAACACCAUUUCCAUAACAUCUGCCGUUUCGGCUUGUGCUCAAGUAGGUUCUCUUGAGCAGGCUCGCUGGAUGGACGAGUAUGUAGGCAGGAGCGACUACAGGGAUGAUGUUUUUAUUAGCAGCGCUUUAAUCGAUAUGUUUGCUAAAUGUGGAAGUGUAGAGUGCGCAAGAUCAGUUUUCGACAGAACACUCGAUAGAGAUGUUGUGGUCUGGAGUGCUAUGAUCGUUGGGUAUGGACUGCACGGGCGUGCAAGAGAAGCAAUCAGUCUAUACCGUGCGAUGGAGCGUGGUGGAGUACAACCCAAUGACGUCACUUUCCUGGGGCUUCUCAUGGCUUGUAACCAUUCAGGCUUAGUAAGAGAAGGCUGGUGGUUCUUCAACAGGAUGACAGACCACAAAAUCAACCCGCAGCAGCAACACUAUGCAUGCGUCAUCGAUCUUCUCGGGCGUGCUGGUCAUCUUGAUCAAGCUUACGAGGUGAUCAGAUGCAUGCCUAUCCAGCCCGGUGUAACGGUUUGGGGAGCGCUCCUAAGCGCGUGCAAGAAGCAUCGCCACGUGGGUUUGGGAGAGUACGCAGCUCAACAACUUUUCUCAAUAGACCCAACCAACACUGGCCAUUACGUGCAGCUCUCUAAUCUGUAUGCUGCAGCUCGUUUGUGGGACCGCGUUGCAGAGGUGCGACUGAGAAUGAAGGAGAAGGGAUUGAGCAAAGACGUUGGAUGCAGCUGGGUUGAAGUAAGGGGAAGGUUGGAGGCUUUUCGAGUUGGUGAUAAGUCGCAUCCAAGAUAUGAAGAGAUUGAGAGACAAGUGGAGUGGAUUGAGAAUAAACUGAAGGAAAGUGGAUUUGUGGCGUACAAGGACGCUUCGUUGCACGAUCUCAACGAUGAAGAAGCUGAGGAGACUCUGUGCAGCCACAGCGAGAGGAUAGCCAUUGCAUAUGGACUUGUAAGUACGCCCCAAGGGACAACACUGCGAAUCACAAAGAAUCUGAGAGCUUGUGUGAACUGUCACGCAGCUACAAAAGUCAUCUCGAAGCUUGUGGGUAGAGAGAUUGUUGUGAGAGACACCAAUCGGUUCCACCAUUUCAAGGAUGGAGUUUGUUCGUGCGGUGAUUAUUGGUAAUAGAAAAUAGAAACUGGAUUAGUCUGAAAGUUGGAACAUCUUAGUUAUUUGAUCAUCAAAAUAAGAGGAUGAAGAUUCAGACAAGAACACACAAGUCUAUUCAUAAAUAAUGAGCAAGGACCACUGUAAAAA
Brassica rapa (field mustard) is the source of this 3032-nucleotide messenger RNA. Its product is annotated as pentatricopeptide repeat-containing protein At3g12770. The record is from RefSeq and is a predicted model, not a curated record. NCBI's taxonomy places the organism in Eukaryota, Viridiplantae, Streptophyta, Magnoliopsida, Brassicales, Brassicaceae. Gene Ontology annotation, biological process: RNA modification. Gene Ontology annotation, molecular function: zinc ion binding; RNA binding; protein binding.